CCAGUUUUCUGUUCCCCUUCGUUGCUGAGAUGGCUUGAAAGAUUGGUCUGAUGUGUUUUGAUCUCUGCUGCCAGGGGCCUUAGGGAAUUGCCAGCGAUCUACAACGUGGCGACAUGAAUUCAGUGACUUAUAAGGACGUGCAUUUGAACUUCACUCAAGAGGAGUGGGCUCUGCUGGAUCCUUCCCAGAAGAAGCUCUACAAAGAUGUCAUGUUGGAGACCUACAGCAACCUCAAUGCUAUAGGCUUUAAUUGGGAAGUCCAAAAUAUUGAAGAACAUUAUCAAAGUUCUAGAAGACACAGAAGGCGUGAAAGGAGUCAGAGUGCAGAGAAACCCUCUGAAUAUACUCAAUGUGGUAAAGCCUUUGCUUUACACGCUGACAGUCAUGCCCAAAGGAAUGAAAGGAUUCAUACAGAAAAGAUUCCGUCUGAAGUUACUCAGUGUGUCGAAGACUUUUUACCUUAUAUAAGUCUCCAAAUACAUAAAAGAACACAAACUGGACAAAAACCCUAUGAAUGUAGUCAAUGUGGUAAAGGAUUUACAAUGCACAGUCAUCUUAAAAUGCAUGAUAGAAUUCAUACCAGAGAGAAACCCUACAAAUGUAAUCAAUGUGAUAAAGCCUUUUCCCAGAAACAUAGUCUCCAAAUACAUAUAAGAAUACAUACUGGAGAAAAGCCCUACAAAUGUAAUCAAUGUGAUAAAGCCUUUUCCAAUAAACAUAAUCUCCAAACACAUAUAAGAAUACAUACUGGAGAAAAGCCCUACAAAUGUAAUCAAUGUGAUAAAGCCUUUUCCCAAUCCACUCAUCUCCAAACUCAUAGAAGAACACAUACUGGAGAGAAACCCUUCAAAUGUAAUGAAUGUGAUAAAGCCUUUGCAAAACACUUUCACCUCCAAAAUCAUAAAAGAACACAUACCAGGGAGAAGCCUUACAAAUGUAAUCAAUGUGACCAAGCAUUUUCACAACACAGUAAUCUCCAAGUUCAUAGAAGAACACAUACCGGAGAGAAACCCUACAAAUGUAAUGAAUGUGAUAAAGCCUUUUCCCAAUACGGUAAUCUCCAAACUCAUAGAAGAAAACAUACUGGAGAAAAGCCUUACAAAUGUACUCAAUGUCACGAAACCUUUUCACAACACAGUAAUCUCCAAACUCAUAGAAGAACACAUACUCGAGAGAAACCCUACAAAUGUAAUCAAUGUGAUAAAGCCUUUUCAAAAUGCUUUCACCUCAAAUCAUAAAAGAACACAUCCUGGAUAAAAGCCUUACAAAUGUACUCAAUGUCACAAAGCCUUUUCACAACACAGUAAUCUUCAAAUUCAUAGAAGAAGACAUACAGGAGAUAAACCCUACAAAUGUAAUCAGUGUGACAAAGCCUUUUCCCAACCUCGUAACCUCCAAUCAUAUAGAAGAAUUCAUACUGGAGUGAAAUCUUACAAAUCUUAAUUUGAAAUCUUACAAAUGUAAUGAAUGUGACAAAGCCUUUUCCCAUCAUCAUAAUCUACAAAUUCAUAAAAGAAGACAUACUAGAUGGAAACCUUACAAGUGUAAUGAGUGUGUGAAAGUCUUCAAAACAUGGUCAUCUUCAAAAGAAUAAAGCAAUCCAUACUGGAGAGAAAAGCUACGAAGGGAAUGGAUGUGAGAAAGCCUUUUAACAACGCCAUCAUUUCUGAAUGCAUAAGUGGACAUACUGAAGAGAAAGACUAUGGCUGUGAUCAGUCUUAAUCGUCAUGACCAUAUUUGUAUUGGCAAGAAUCCUUCUGAGUAUAAGCAGUGUGGUAAAGCCUAUGCCGUGCAAAGUUACCUCCUAAUUUGGCAAGGAACACAUACUGGAGAGAGAGACUGACAGAUAGAGACCUUAUAAAUAUACACAAUGUGGUAAACUUUUGCAUAUCACAGUUAUCUUCGAAUACAUGAAAGGGCACAUAAUAUAUCUCAGAAUACCUAAAAGCCACACUGGAGAGAGAAUCUGUGUGAACAAUGUUACAUAGAAGAAUAAAUACUGGAGUGAAAUCCAUAUAGAAGAAUCACAUAAAGAAUAAAUACUGGAGUGAAAUCUUAAAAAAGUAAUGAAUGUGACAAAGCCUUUUCCCAUUAUCAUAAUCUUCAAAUUGUUACCACAUUAUUCACAUAGUACUUUGCUGUUGACAUUUAUCUCAUAAUGUAUAAAUUAACACAGACUUGUAAGAUACCUGAUAAAAAUAAGGAAUGUGGUGAACCUUGUGUGUGCAGCAGUCGUUUUUUCUUGAGAAAAAUCCAUGUUGCAGGGGAAACAUGUAAAUGGAGCCACUGUGUAAAAAUUUUGUACGUCACAGU
Molecule: messenger RNA, 2313 nt
Organism: Mus pahari (shrew mouse)
Lineage: Eukaryota; Metazoa; Chordata; Mammalia; Rodentia; Muridae
Product: zinc finger protein 431-like
Exons: 4
Coding region: 114-1238 (374 amino acids)
Biological process (GO): regulation of transcription by RNA polymerase II
Molecular function (GO): RNA polymerase II cis-regulatory region sequence-specific DNA binding; DNA-binding transcription factor activity
Source: RefSeq, a predicted model, not a curated record